Molecule: messenger RNA, 1736 nt
Organism: Syngnathus typhle (broad-nosed pipefish)
Lineage: Eukaryota; Metazoa; Chordata; Actinopteri; Syngnathiformes; Syngnathidae
Exons: 9
Coding region: 924-1628 (234 amino acids)
Source: RefSeq, a predicted model, not a curated record
UCAUUAACCGGUAUCCCUAUAAAAAAAAAAGCAGGUAAAAGUAGAAAUAAGGAAUCACAUUCUUUGCAUAAAUGAAUGCAGUCAACUAAAUUAAGUUAAAGCUUUUCCAGUUAUAUAGGAUACCCAUUUGGAUAACUUGCCUUAAGAAUAACAAAAUGAAACUGCUCAUUAUGCUUUUUUUUAUUAUUAUUAUUAUUAACAACCUGUACAGAGAAGAGAAUUUGUUUGCAAAUGAUGUGAUUUGACUAACAAAACAAUUAAGUUAAUUUAUCUGAUAAUAACCGAAUAAGCAAACCUGACAAUAUAUUCAGCAACAAUAAUUCUUGCAAUGUCAAACCAUACUUACAAAUAUAAUAUUUACUUUAAGUCAACAUUUUGCUUCUCUAAUUCCGUUGCAUCAUUUUUGUUAGUUUUUUUUUAUGUCUUGUAACUUCUGACAAUCUCUUUUUGUUUCCGUGUCAAUCAUCAUGCCCGAAAAAACAACAGAGCUCUGUUGACUACAAAUUCCAGUAGUAUUUUAAGUGUAGGAGGUAAAAGUAAAAAGUUGUCAGAAGACUAAAUACUCAAGCAAAGUUUAGAUAACUAAUUAAGUAAAGUUAAAAGUAUUUGAAGCUUGCUAUUUCCCACCACUGCUGAAUGCUCCUUGAGUUACCUGUGGAAAAAAAGACCUUUGUUUAGGCAGUGGUCAGAUUUGUUUACAAUCAUGAUACAAAGAACAAAAUGCAAUCAGGCCUGCAUUUUGUUGAAAGGAUUCUUGGGUGGUGGUUGCGGAGGGGGAGGGACAGCCAGGGGCAUUUCCCCGAGAUAAUUAUCCACAUAUGACCGGUCCAGACAAGACAUUUGAUUGAUAAUAUAAAAAGAGCUUUGUCAACCCUCCAAGCUCUUAUUUUCUUAGUCGAGCCGCGCACUGUCAAACAAAGACAAUGGAGUCGGGUCGGAAUCUUUCAUUAAAGGUCAAAGGUCAACGGGAGGAGAACAAGGUGCCUUCAAUAAAAAGCCUCGGUUGCAAUCCUGAGUCUUCACAGUUGGACUGCUGGACACUGACGUCAACAAUGAGGCUUGUUAUAUGCUGUCUGAUGCUCCUCCCGCUUGUUACAGCAGGUCUAGUCAGAGCACGGAGAGAAGAUGUUUUAAGCUUUCUGAAUGAUGCCCUCAGCACAAAAACAGGAGAGACCAUGCCUGCAAUUAUGACAGGGCACAGAAACCCGCCAAGUGAACCAGAGAAAGGACAAGAUUCUCAAGAUCUUUCAGAGGAUCAGUCUUUGGAAAGCGCCAACCAAGAGACAAUUACAGAACCAAAGGUGUCUGAUGCGAACCUUGGCGGGGAAAGCAAAGACCUUGACAGCGACGAGGCUCCUCAAUCAAAGGUGGAAGACAAAGCUCCACCUCCCAGACGACCGGGAGCGCCGCUUGCGAGCAGGAGACGAGCUCAAAAUCAACAAUGUGGAGAACGAGUCGAUCCGAACAGUGAGGAGGCCGUUACUGAUGCCAUGAACGUGCCGAGCAGGCUGCCUGUCCAAGACACGAGUCUCCAGAUGACAACGUCCGUUGAAGGGGUCCGCUCGUUGGACACGAGCAGAGAACUGGAUGUUCAUGAUGGCCGUCCAGUGGGAGCUUCUCCAAGCUGAGAAAAGGCAGACUCUACCCAGACUGGUUGGGAGCCAAUCACAGGGCACAAAUGGAGAUAGAAAAGCAUUCACGCUCAUUUUUUUUUUUAGCUAAAUGUGAGCCAAGAG